CAGAGCAGAAUACACAUUAUAGGCUCCUCCCUCUUCCUGUUUUAACCCCUUCUUUUGUCAUAGAUGAGUAGAGUGAAGAUUUCGGACCCUGCGGAGCAGCUUAGAGCGGGCACAGAGGCUGUGGAGUUCCUGUCUAGCGUGGGGCUGGACGAGCUGCGCCUUUGUUUGUUCUCGGAGUCUUUACCGUCCUUCUCAGAGUUUGGUGCUGAGCUCGGUGCGUUCACGGCCAGCGUGCAAUUGGGGUAUUAUGAGCAGGAUGGGCAGGACCAGAAGUGUUUCCUCGUCCACAUCAGCAGCCAGAGCUCCGCCCAUGAUGGUCCCAGUAGAGGCUCUGCCCAUGAUGGUCCCAGAAGAGGCUCCGCCCAUGAGGUUCCCUGUGGAUGCUCAGUCACUGCUUUUAUCUCCCAAGAGCUGGAAACACUGGAGCAGCAUCAGCAUGAGUAUCUGCAGCCCAUAGGUCAAGACGGGGUUGCUGCGAGUCUCGCUAUCCGCCCCGUUAACCUUUCCCUGUCCGCCUCUGGUCCCACCAUCAAUGGCGGUUGCCCUAGGCAACAAGUGGCACAGAACAGGAUCCAGGAGAAGUGA
Molecule: messenger RNA, 585 nt
Organism: Hyla sarda
Lineage: Eukaryota; Metazoa; Chordata; Amphibia; Anura; Hylidae
Product: ciliogenesis-associated TTC17-interacting protein-like
Exons: 4
Coding region: 64-585 (173 amino acids)
Biological process (GO): actin filament polymerization; cilium organization
Source: RefSeq, a predicted model, not a curated record